Molecule: messenger RNA, 648 nt
Organism: Phoenix dactylifera (date palm)
Lineage: Eukaryota; Viridiplantae; Streptophyta; Magnoliopsida; Arecales; Arecaceae
Source: RefSeq, a predicted model, not a curated record
AUGGCACCUUAUGAGGUGCUUUAUGGGAGAAAAUGUAGAUCUCUCUUGUGCUGGUCUGAGAUUGGAGAGAAGCACCUAGAAGGGACAGAUUUGAUUAGAGAGAUAUCAGAAAAGGUGUCAGUGAUACAGAAAAGGUUGAGGACAGUGUUUAGUAGGCAGAAGAGCUACACAGAUUUCAGAAGAAGAGAUGUGCAGUUUGGCACGGGGGAUCAUGUUUUCUUAAAGAUCUCUCCUAUGAAAGGAGUAAUGAGGUUUGGAAAGAGGGGCAAGCUUAGUCCCCAAUACAUUGGCCCAUUUGAGAUAUUAGACAAGGUUGGCAAUGUAUCUUACAGAUUAGCACUGCCUCCAAACCUCAGCCAUGUGCAUCCAGUAUUCCAUAUAUCUAUGCUUCGGAAAUAUGUGCCGGAUCCAUCCCAUGUGCUACUAGUGCAGAAAGUUACUGUAGAGGGAGAUUUUUCUUAUGAAGAACUUCCUGUAGCUAUUCUUGAUACUCAUAUUAGGAAGCUGAGAAAUAAAAAAAUAUGUAUGGUGAAGGUUCAAUGGCACCGGCACAAUGUUGAUGAGUGCACUUGGGAUUCGGAGCAGAAUAUGAAGAGCAGAUGCAUUGAAGUGGCAAAGGCAAAAUGGGGAUUUAGCAUUGUGAUGUGA